AAAAUACAGCCUACCGAUUUACAAGCCAAUUAACCAACAACGUAACGAAUUGUAACAAUUCAUACAGGUUUACGUUACGAUUUUGUGAUUAAAUUAUUACGUCAUUGGUGAUAUAGAGCGACUGUAUGUGAAACGACAUGGCUGAAUAAAGGUACAGUCUGCCUGGUAGACAACCUGCUUUUUUUUAGGUAUUGUAGAAUGAACGAAUAAAAAUGACCAACAACUCAUCAAUACUGAAACCAUCUGGUGGAGAUGAUGACCGACUGUCAGAUCUUUUGAAAAAUGACGUUUUCGUGGAUUUCUUUAACACGUUUCUGAACCUACCGGUGUUUGGUCAAACUCCUCUCUUCUUUCUGUCGGACAAUAAAUGGUUAACUUGUCCUGAGCUACUUCAAGGCCAGGAGGUGAACAGAGGAGGAUUUCAGAAGUGGUUGACUGCUCAUCGCUUCACCUUGUUCAAGGAAACAGAGUUGUUCCAUUACUACACUCUCUGUAAAGAAUUCUUGGAGUUCUCAAACCAUCAUUCAGAAGUGUUGAAAUGGACAACAGCAGACCAGUGGCUACUGAGGAGAUGCAUUGGGAGCGGGAGAGGGAUGAGGCGAUUCAGCACAUUCAUCAAGGGCACUUGUGGGAAGGAGCUGGUGUCGUUCUGUGUGAGAGUGUCCAGGUUGUUCAACCUCGACUGUGAGGAUGCAGGUCAGAAACACAGAUACCUGGCCCUGCUGACUGUCAUCAGAGCCAUCCAUCUCACAGAGGGAUCCAGCAUCAUGGCUAUCUGUCACAUACCACGAGAUGCAAUGAUUAGCAUUCUAUCCAGUGAGCUCCCCGACAGUGCUAGAAAGCAGAUCAUCGGUCAGAUGUAUAACAAAGCUUUACAUCGGCUGCAGCACUAUUGGCUUCCUCAGUUUCUAAGAUACUGCAAGGACUCACUCUGGAGAGCUGCAGAGUGCAGCCACAUCGUUCAGGAGUACAGCGCCAUUGCAUCCCGCUCUGCUCCUGAGGACGUGCCUGGUAUACCUGCUCGACUGGACCCAGGCCUGGGACAGGUGAAGGAGGCAGAGCUGACUGGGAGUGCAACUGGGAACUACUGCUCCAAAAAAACCAAGAGACUCCUCUGGAUGCCCCAUGAGGAACCACAGAACAGAUCCGUAAUGGCAGCCCGGGAGGCUGAGAAGAUCCAAGAUGGACGUCUCUGUUGCCAGUGGCUUCCUCUUGGGGGUGAAACAGACCAGGAACGGUGCACUAAUGUUGUGCAUAGCAGUCAAACCAAAUACCAGAUUGAUUCCACAACUGAACAAUACCUCAACAUGCCUGACAAUGCAAAAUCACAAACCUGCAGCAAACAAACCAGCAAUGUGGAUAACCUCAAGUCCAGCCACAGAAGUGGUAACCUUCUCCCAAACAUUGAUGUUGAAGGGGUCCAGGAGGGAGAAGUACUUAUUCCACACACCUGUAUGGAGACUCCUGCCUACUACCAGCCGUCUGUCUUACCAGUUCCCGCUGCACCCGCAACUCCAGAGUCCCACCGCUACAACUACCUUCAGCCUGCCCUGUCAGCUGACAGCUUGGCUGGUGGGCCCUUAGCUGCCUUCCUGAGUGCCAGGGGACUGGAGACAGAGCUGCAGCAUCUGGGGCUCUGGCAGGACCUGGAGCUGGUCUUUAGCCUGGUGCUCAGGGCCCAGGGAGAUGACGCCCUCCACAGCCAGAGACAGGCUGUGGCCAGGAGGAUCACGCACACCUACCUGGGGGAGAACGCAGAGAGGGUAUGCCUCCUAGAGAGUGACACCAGCAGGCAGCUCCGUAGACUCCUGCCCUCUGGAGCAGUCAUACCGUGGAUAUACACAGCCAAACAUGAGAUCUGUAAGGUGCUUUGUGCAUCUUACGAUUCUUUUUUGGACGAAGAAGACAAACAUUUCUGUUCCUGUCUGGUAACUGAUUUGAUUUUGUUUUAUGCAAAUUGAUUAUACAAUAUAACUGUAUUGGCCAUAGUUACAACGGAAAUGUGUACCCCCCCUCCUUUUACAUGCACGUAUCUGUCCAUCUCCCCUUUAACUCUGUUGAGGGUUAUGUUAUCACAUU
Molecule: messenger RNA, 2079 nt
Organism: Salmo salar (Atlantic salmon)
Lineage: Eukaryota; Metazoa; Chordata; Actinopteri; Salmoniformes; Salmonidae
Source: RefSeq, a predicted model, not a curated record